Daucus carota subsp. sativus is the source of this 6364-nucleotide messenger RNA. RefSeq lists its product as uncharacterized. The record is from RefSeq and is a predicted model, not a curated record. The coding region runs from base 4722 to 5387 and encodes 221 amino acids. Lineage: Eukaryota; Viridiplantae; Streptophyta; Magnoliopsida; Apiales; Apiaceae. The transcript is spliced from 4 exons.
GACGAUCCGGAUUUUUGAAAAUUUAUUUUGUUAGUUUAUUUGUGAUUCCUCAAAAAAAAAAAGUGGAAUAAAAAUUUAAUAUUUUAUUCUAGUUUGAUAAAUUCUAAAGUAUUUGUUUAAAUUAUUUUUUUCGGGUUCAUUAGGGUAUCGAAAUUAUUUUGUCUGUUUUGAAUUGAAUACCAUGUUAAAUAUGUGAAUUACUUAUUCUAUGGUUUAAGUUUAUUAUCUGGAUAUAAUUUUUGCUUGUGUGUAUUUUUGUUACUAACUACUAUGUUGUUUAAUGAUUAUUUAUGAUUUUUUUAAAAAUGGAUUACUGGAAAAUGAAUUUCAAAAAAAAAAUACAAAAAUGAUUUGAAAAAUUCUUUUAAUUACUUAAAAAAGACUAUAAAUAUUUUAAGGAGUUUUUAAAGUAUUAAAUAUAUUAUUUUUAUAAAGGUAUGAUUUUUAAAUAUUUCCUAAACACAGCUAACUUCAGAAUUUUGUACAAAUUUUGAAAAUGUUCUAUAAAUCCUGAAACUUUUAUGUGAUUAGUUUAAUAAUAUUUCGGGAUUUGUAUAAAUAUUUUGGUAGUUGUCGGGGGAAAUUUUGCUGCGAGUUAUCUCUGUAAAUCAGUUAAAAGCGGGUAUAUGAUAGCUGAUUAGUCAGUACAUGAAAUAGAUGGCAGUUUAUAAUUAAGCGCGUGACCUUGCAUCUUUACUAACCUUCCGCCACCUGUAUUUUAUUUUGUUCUAUCUUCAGAAGUUAAAACCCCCAAUUCUCACAAUCUCUCUCCCUCGUGAAUCCCUCAGUUCAUCACCAUCCUUUUCACUUCCCCUCUGUACACAAUCCUCGCCUCCAUCACUCACCCUUGCAUCUUCACUGCUUUGUCUUCAGCCGCCGUGCUUUGUUAGGUUGUCUUUUCGCCGCCGUGUCCACUGGAAUCACGUGACGUUGCUUCUUCACCACCUUGUCUCUCCACCGCUGACCUUCUUCGCGCGCCGCCGCCGCUGCCCGUUCUUCUUGCUCAUCCCGGCGAAUUCACAUCCCCUCUCCUGAUAUUGUAAUCAAUGGAAUGGAACGAGACGUUGAUCGAGGCAUUGAUCGAGAAGUGAUUAAAAUGGUUAUUCAGAAAUAGCUAAGUUGUGUUGCAAGUGGAAGUUAGGCAGAGAUUGCUAUAGAUAGAGUCUUGUCAGAAGCUGGCAGAAAGGAAUGAUAUGGCACUACAUAGUGUUAUUAGAAAUCUGAGCUAGACACCGGAGUUAAGAUAAUGUUAAAGAUGGUUCGCCUAUUUAGGCUAAGCAUAAGAGUAAGGCUAGGCGAGGAUUGCAAGUGACUAAGUUUCAACCUGAUGGUCAGGAAGAGUAUCCAAGAUCGAGUCCUUGGGACUAGUGGUAAUUAGAGUUGUCUAAAUUUGAUUUAGUUGUAAAAGCAUGUAAUAAGAUUUAUUAGUUUUACUUUUCUGAUUUCAAUAAUAUAGCCUGUUUGCGAUCCUGUUUUAAAGGGGGUUGAACUUUGUUUUUUUCUUAAAUCUUUUAUUAAAGCUUUUAGGUUUUAAAUUCUUUGAUUUUUAUUAGCUUUUCAACAAUACAUGUUUAGAAAGGGUAAAUCAUUUUUUUUAUAUCCAGGUUUGAAAUACUUGUUUUUACUUCCUUUUAAAAAAAAAACAUACAGAUUUUCAAUUGUUUUUCUUUUAGUGGCACCAAAUCUAGACCCCCGGAUUUGAGGGCUGUCACAGUUGGUAUCAGAGCUACAGGUUAUAAGUUAUUGAAAUCAGAAUGUAGGUUAUAAAAAUAGGUUUGAUAAAAAGGAUUAUGUGGUGUGACCUCAUAUAGAGGUAUCGUAAGACUAUUUGGGGAUAGUCUCUCUAAGCAGAAUAAAAUGAAGCUAGAUGAUUAAGUUUAAGUGUUUAUAGUUAUAGACAUCACGAUUCCUAAUUCUAGUUCUUCUAGUCCUAGUAUAUUGACUAAUUUAGUAUGUCAUAUAAAAAGGAUCAGAAUAGACUAUUAUAAGAACUUUGAAAUUAGAACCACUUGAGGUUGGACUAGUGUUUCUCACAAAGUCUAAUGUAUCCUUUAUAGUAUCCCCCAAGUGUUGAGUAUUAUUUGGAGAGUCACCUUUUGAUUCUUAUCAGAGAUAUAUGGAAUUAGUGAAAGAAUAUAGGUGUUACCAGGUUCGAGUUUAAAACUUCGUAUAUAGUUAAGUAGUGAGCGUUGGAGCUACAUAGAAUUCUUAGAUCACUCGAUCUAGUAGUUAUGAGUGAGUUAAGACGUCAACGCUCUAUGGUGAUGAUUGUAUAAAUUUGGAUAAGGCUGAUCGACAACGAUAUCAAUGAUGGGAUCUUCAGAGGCUAUUACGAGUCAACGAUAAUAUAUGCAAGUGAUCACUAGAAUGUCAAGAAGAAUCACUGGAAUCAGAACAAGUCAUCAAAGGAAUCGAUCAAGAAGACAUCUGUGAGAAUCCUGGCAAUACCUUCCUCAUUGUUGAUUAUAUUGAUUUCUUUCCCAAUCAAUGAUUUCUUCUAACAUCACUUUCACAAAGAUAUUUGAUAAAGAAUAUAUUUUUACCUUUAACUUGAGUUCUCGAAUGAUACUGGUGCUUACUGUAACAUCUUUAGAAUCUAUUCAAUUUUAAUAAUUUCAAACGCUUUCAUAUUCUCUACUCUAACUGAGGUGAACAACCCUACUUAUAGGGGACACAAGGACUACCUGUCUGUGUGAUAGGAGUUGGAUGGGACGCCAUCACUUGUGUGUGUUGUACAUUACAAGAAGGUUAACUACCUUUUGUAGUGUCGUAAUAUAGACACGCAACACCGAGUUCUUUAGAUCAUAUUGGUCUCUCAGUUAUCCUCUUAUUCAAAUAAGAUUUAUUCAACAAACUUAUAAUCAUAUGACCACAGUCACGUGACAUUUGCUUCGAUAUAGGAAAUCAGUCAUACUUUUUAAAUCUUCAAGAUUCUUGUUAUCUCUAAGACUUUGGAGGUAUGCCAACCAAGUUGCCAACAUGAAUUAAGACUUUGUAGUAUGAAGCCCCGGGGGUGAAAGCGGAUGACAAUGCGGGUAUACGGAAGCGAUCAACAAAAAUUUUAUAUAAGAAAGAGAGUAUUACGGAUAUAGAGAUCGUACGCUUUAGUUUGCUUCUCGCUGAUUCCGAGGACGGAAUCCUUUUAAGGGGGGUAGAUUGUGACGAUCCGGAUUUUUGAAAAUUUAUUUUGUUAGUUUAUUUGUGAUUCCUCAAAAAAAAAAAGUGGAAUAAAAAUUUAAUAUUUUAUUCUAGUUUGAUAAAUUCUAAAGUAUUUGUUUAAAUUAUUUUUUUCGGGUUCAUUAGGGUAUCGAAAUUAUUUUGUCUGUUUUGAAUUGAAUACCAUGUUAAAUAUGUGAAUUACUUAUUCUAUGGUUUAAGUUUAUUAUCUGGAUAUAAUUUUUGCUUGUGUGUAUUUUUGUUACUAACUACUAUGUUGUUUAAUGAUUAUUUAUGAUUUUUUUAAAAAUGGAUUACUGGAAAAUGAAUUUCAAAAAAAAAAUACAAAAAUGAUUUGAAAAAUUCUUUUAAUUACUUAAAAAAGACUAUAAAUAUUUUAAGGAGUUUUUAAAGUAUUAAAUAUAUUAUUUUUAUAAAGGUAUGAUUUUUAAAUAUUUCCUAAACACAGCUAACUUCAGAAUUUUGUACAAAUUUUGAAAAUGUUCUAUAAAUCCUGAAACUUUUAUGUGAUUAGUUUAAUAAUAUUUCGGGAUUUGUAUAAAUAUUUUGGUAGUUGUCGGGGGAAAUUUUGCUGCGAGUUAUCUCUGUAAAUCAGUUAAAAGCGGGUAUAUGAUAGCUGAUUAGUCAGUACAUGAAAUAGAUGGCAGUUUAUAAUUAAGCGCGUGACCUUGCAUCUUUACUAACCUUCCGCCACCUGUAUUUUAUUUUGUUCUAUCUUCAGAAGUUAAAACCCCCAAUUCUCACAAUCUCUCUCCCUCGUGAAUCCCUCAGUUCAUCACCAUCCUUUUCACUUCCCCUCUGUACACAAUCCUCGCCUCCAUCACUCACCCUUGCAUCUUCACUGCUUUGUCUUCAGCCGCCGUGCUUUGUUAGGUUGUCUUUUCGCCGCCGUGUCCACUGGAAUCACGUGACGUUGCUUCUUCACCACCUUGUCUCUCCACCGCUGACCUUCUUCGCGCGCCGCCGCCGCUGCCCGUUCUUCUUGCUCAUCCCGGCGAAUUCACAUCCCCUCUCCUGAUAUUGUAAUCAAUGGAUAAUGUUAAAGAUGGUUCGCCUAUUUAGGCUAAGCAUAAGAGUAAGGCUAGGCGAGGAUUGCAAGUGACUAAGUUUCAACCUGAUGGUCAGGAAGAGUAUCCAAGAUCGAGUCCUUGGGACUAGUGGUAAUUAGAGUUGUCUAAAUUUGAUUUAGUUGUAAAAGCAUGUAAUAAGAUUUAUUAGUUUUACUUUUCUGAUUUCAAUAAUAUAGCCUGUUUGCGAUCCUGUUUUAAAGGGGGUUGAACUUUGUUUUUUUCUUAAAUCUUUUAUUAAAGCUUUUAGGUUUUAAAUUCUUUGAUUUUUAUUAGCUUUUCAACAAUACAUGUUUAGAAAGGGUAAAUCAUUUUUUUUAUAUCCAGGUUUGAAAUACUUGUUUUUACUUCCUUUUAAAAAAAAACAUACAGAUUUUCAAUUGUUUUUCUUUUAGUGGCACCAAAUCUAGACCCCCGGAUUUGAGGGCUGUCACAACAGUAGUACAUCCAGAUGUCAACUUCCAUGAUGAGCCAAUAAUGCCAAAGGAGGAGCCAAUUGACUUGGAAGAUAUCCCAAUUCCAGCUUUUCUUGUUCAAGAAACUUCCAAGCCUAAGAAGAAAGUUAAGUCUGUGGCUAAGAGGAUGGCUAACCCUCCUAAACCUCCAAAAGAACCUGAAAAUCCUGAUGACUAUCUCAUUAUUGCUAACAUUGAAGAAAUUUCUGAGUUGGAGCUGGAGCUGGAUGAUCUUCAAGAAGUAAGAGGAAUAGAAGCAACUUCAAAAUUACCUGAAAGAUUGGUAUUCUCUUACAAAAACAAAGGUGAUGUCAUCUGGCCUCUUCACAGAGUUCUGAAUUCUGAGGGAUUCAGUUCUUUAACAAAAAUAUAUGGAUCUAUGAAGAGGACAGGAGGAUUUACACCACCUGCAAAGCAAAUGGUACUAAAGAGAAUCCUUGAGAUCAGGAAGGAAUGGUCCUCAGAUGCUAGUCUGCAAAGAAGGCUGAAAAUUCCCUACACUGGAAAGAAAAUUCACCAUGAACCUACUCCAGUCAUGGAAUUUAGGGACAAUCAAGGUGUUAGGAGAUUUUUCAGACCUAAAGAUCAACUCAAGAUUGCUAGCUUGAAUACUCUGAAGACUCUCCAAUCCAAGCUCAACAGACAAGAUAGUGAUGAAGAAUGGUUCUACAGGAUCUUUCAGAAAUAGAUUAAUUUUCUUGAAGAAAAACUUAAGUCCAGAAGAAGAAGAUCUUCUAGGAACAAGUAACUGCUCAGUCUAGAGGAGCAUAAUCAUUUGUAAACUUUUCUAACUCUUGUAUUUAAAUUCUGCAUUUCAUUUUAUUAAUGUUUUGUUAUCAUCAAGUGUAGAAUUUAUGUCUGCAUCUUCUCCAGUCAUAAAUUGGGGGAGAUUGUUAGGAAUCAAUAAUUUUUGAUGAUAACAUAAACAUUUUGUAACAUGUCUUACUUAGAAUCGUUAUCAAAUUUCAGUUGUAAUUGUUAUAUUUCUUGUCUUUGGGAAUUAUCAACGGAUGGGUAGAAUAGGAUGGCUAAUUGUAAAUAUCCAAUGCCAUGUAAUUUUAUCUAAGUGAAGAAUAUUCAACUGAUGAGAUGUAACUAUUCAACUGAUGAAGACUGGAUGAUGUUUCAACUGAUGAAAAUCAAGCAUUCAACUGAAGAGAAAGUGUUCAACAGAUGAUGCUGAGGAAUUCAACUGAUGAGACUGGAACAGCAUUCAACUGAUGGAGUUUGUAAUUCAUUCAACUGAUGAGCCGGGCAUUCAACUGAUAAAGUCAAGAGCAGUUGAAAGCAACCAGAACUUUCAACUGAUGAAGCAAAGAGCAGUUGAAAGUGACUAGAGCUUAAGUCUGACAAAUCACAUGGAUCGAAUUACACUAAAAUAGACAUGGAAGCCUAAUUAGGAAAAUAAAGAAGAAGCAGAAACAUACUUAUCUCAUGCAGUGCAAUCUGGAUCAAAUCAAGAUGAUGGUCAAAGAUGAAGACAUCUCAGAAAGCAUGCAUAAGACAAAGUUGUGCAGCAUUGUUUUUAGAUUAGAGUGCAUUUUGUAAUCUAGCUAAAAGCUUUGUAAAACUUGGAGUAUAUAACCAAGUUAGAAGCAUCAGUUGAACUUGUUCAAAUUACUUGAGAGAAAAAUCUGAGAGUUAGAACUUGUUUGAGUGAUGAAC